AUGUCUCGAUCGAAAUCCAUCAAGAAGGAAACCGAUCCGAAUGAAUCCGAUUCGGAUACAUCAAUAGAAAAGUAUUAUCAAGAUGAAGAUUCGAUCUCGUCGCUUUCGUCAUCGUCAACAGCAACGAAAUCAUCGCCACCGCUACAGCCGAGAAAAACGUUUCUAAAAAAGUCCGGAGCGAAAAAAGAAGAAUCUAAAUUUGAUGAUGAUUUAAAAUUUGAAUCAACGGAUGAAAAUGAUCUUGUUAGACCAGGAUUAAGACGACCAUCAAAUCCAUUAGCGAAAUCGGAUAUACAACAGAAUUUUGUCACUGAUUCGCCUGGAAAUGCAAUUCCGGAUAGAAAUGAUGUUGAUGGUACACCAUUUUCAACGAUGAAAUUCGGCUCGGACACUCUUGAUGAAGAACCGGAAAAGCAAGAAUUUUUUCGUAACUUUGAAGAAAACAAAGACGAGAAGGGUAUUGAUUAUGCAAUGCUCAAUCGUGACUUGGAUCUUGAUAUAUCUCCAACACGUACUGGUACAGUAUUAAACUCGUUUGAUAAACAAAUCAAUCAAAUGAGUACGCCACUCCACCAUCAGCCGGAUGAGAAUGCUAUCAAAGAGUCUAUAACGACCGAAUUGGAUCGAGAAAUCGAAAACGAAAUACAAUUUAUGAAUAAUACAACAACAAAACACGUGACGAUUGUUGAGCCACCAAUUCGUCCCACAGCAUCAAUUGACGAUUUUAGUCGUACGGGCAAAACAGUAUCUGAUCUUCUCACAACGACAAGUGACACCACUCGAGAUCUGAACAUGUUACAUAAUGCUUAUCGACAAAAUGUCAAACCCGUGCCCACUGCUCGUCCAAUUAGAACUCACGCUUAUGAUCCGAAACCUAAGCCACAACCACAAAAAUCCACAGCAAUCAAAACCACUCCAAAACCAAACACUCCAACACCAGUCAAGAAAGUAUCGCUAAGUGUUACUAAUAAUCGACCGAAAACAGCACCGGCACCAGCACCAGCACCAAUCUCUAAAGAAAAUCCAUCCGAGGAUGUAAAGGUGAUUGAACAACUCAAAUUGGACAAAGAACUAUUAGCAGACAAACUCCGAUCAAUCGAAGCCGUACACGAAGAACAGCUACGCACUUUACGUGAAGAGAACUAUCAUCUUCAAGCCAAAAUUACUCAAUUAACUUCAACAAAUUCCGAGGGAAAACUCGAAACUCUCUCUCCCAAACAACGUGAAGUGAGUGAAUUAGAAAAACUCAUCGAUGGUUAUCAACUGGAAAACGAAAAACACUGUAAACAAAUCAAACAACUCGAACAAGAUCAAAAGCAAAUGCAACAAUCAAUGUUUGAAGAAAACGAAAAACUUCGCAAGGAACUGAUCCACACGAAAAUGAUCGUCGAACAAUACGAAAACUGCCAUCCGGGAAGCGUCAAAAAACACCCAUCGACAAUUGUUCUGACGAAUUUAGUCAAUGAAGACACGGAAAAUCAACGAUUGAAAAGUGAAAUUCAAAUUCUCGAAAAGAAAUUAACUUCUUUAACAAACAAAACACAUGAACCAUCUCGUUCCUUCGAUCAAAGACGCAUUCAAGACCUCGAACGACAAGUCAAAGAGCUAGAAUUAAUCAAUCGUCGACGUCAGCAAAGUCCAACGACACAAGUCGGUAUGGUUCUAAAUCCAUUAGAUGAACGAAAUCAACUCACAAUUAAAUUACAUCAAACUGAAGAAACAUUGCGAGGAAAACAACAAGCGGAAGAAAAGCUUUUACAAGAAUUGAAUCUUCUGCAGGAAAAAUAUGUUUUAAUGAAGCAAACGUUCGCCAGUCAUGAUCAACACGAUCAGGUCGAAAAACGAAUUCAUGACGCGUUAACUAAAACCAAAAACCUUCCAGGACAAAGUCAAUUGCGACGAGAAAAUGAGCGGUUGAAAACUGAAUUAGAAGCAAUGAAAACUCAGCAGAUAUCCAAACCAGCGAAAUCGUUAAAACGCGAUCUGGAUACGAUUAAGCUAUUACGGAGCGACCUCGAACGAAAGAACGAUGAAUUAGAGAAACUUCGAGCUUUAUACGACGCUGUCAAUGUUCAACAUAAGAGUAUUCUCGCUGAACGCGAGCGAGAGAAAACUCGUUUAGCAAUUAUGGGAAGUAAACCAUAUCAACCGGAUCGAUUUACCCAAGUUUUAUCGCCUGUUGAAGUUGUUCAUAGUGAAAAUCAACAAUUGAAACAUUUGGUGGAAAAACUAGAACACGAUGCUCAACAACAGCAUGUCGAAUUGAUGCGUUUGCGAGAAGAUCGACAAGCAGCGAUUGUUUUGGCUUUGCGCGAGAAAGACGAAGAAAAUGCGCGUCUUCGUCAACAACAUAAACUAGAAUUGCAAACACUUAUCAACGAAAUGGCGAAUAAGGCAACGGAAACACGGGUGACCGAUCUUCUCCGAAAACUCGAAUCACAAGAAUCCACAAUCAAUCAUUUAAAAAAACUAACCGAGCACGCCGAAGACAACACUCGAGAACUAGUGAUCUUACGUACACGUGACAAUGAACUCAAAGCGACAAUUCAGCGACUUGAACAGGAACUAUCUGACGCACGAACCUAUCAUACCCCGGAAAUGAAACACUUUCAAGAAUUACAAAGUAAAAUCAAUCAAUUAGAACAUCGAUGGUCGAAACGUGAUCAAAUCACGAAAGAUUACACGUCAAGUUUGCUCAAACAACACGAUCCCGAGACGAAUAACGAUGUGAACAAAUUACGCGCGAUCAUCCGACAGAAAAAUCAGGAAAUCGAACGAUUUCAUCUCGAACUGGAUUCCAUGUUAGAAUUAUUAAAAACUCUCAAAUUCCAACAAAUGCUCUGCAAUCAUUAG
Molecule: messenger RNA, 2853 nt
Organism: Adineta ricciae
Lineage: Eukaryota; Metazoa; Rotifera; Eurotatoria; Adinetida; Adinetidae
Source: the annotation of a GenBank genome assembly